GCAACCAGUUUUUUCCUCGUGAAGCAGAAUAGGAAUGUUGGAUGAAAAAAGUAUUGCAGUGAUCACUCGGUUCAAGCAGGCACUUGCCAACGACACCAUCCCAGUGGCGGCAGAUUCACACAUCUUGGACUCGAACCGGGGCCAGAAAUUGGUCGACGAAAUUGAAAAUGACGAUCACUUGAGAACCAAGGUGGUAGAAUUCAACGGUACCAAUUAUUUGGUAUCAAGCAAUAGAAAAAUCAGUAGCUCAACUCGUCGUAACAAGAGAAGAUGGCAAGAGUACUACGAAUCCACGGACGAGUUCAAAAAAGCCAAACUGCAACUGCAGGCCGAGUCUAGUGAUGUUGAUGAUGGCGAUGAAGCCAGCCACGAAGAUAACGAAAUUGAUGACAAUGACGAAGGCUCCGAAACUGGCGGCGGAGAUGAUGACCGUGACUACGAUGAGGACCUCAAUCCGCUACAUGAUUUCAAUGUGACUGAAAUAUUGCUGCCGCUAUCACAUCCCUCUGAAAUCAUCUCCCACCCUGUGUUACUGGGGACGUUUAAGCUGGAAGCCUUGAGUAAAUUGGCCACCGAGUUGAUCGAGGUGAUAGAAAGCGAGCAGAACACAUUGAACUGGUUCAACAAGUUGUUACAGGUGUUGAACGGGGAAGACUGGUACUACUUAUUGGAGGAGAAUUUGGGGUUGCCCAAGUACGACCAUGGAUUGGUCAACGAUGAAGAACCGGAAAACCCUGAUAAAAAGCCCAGUCCUCUGCAAAACGGAGCUCCAGAACCUGAGGGUGAGGUGAAGAAAGAGGACGAAAAUGGGAUCCCCAAGAGAAUCACCAGAAAGUCCAAUGCUGAAGUUGAUGAUGUUUCAGACCCAUUUUUCAUGUUGCCAGACACCUUGAAGAAGUAUGAGAUGCACCAGGCUCGGGUGGUGGAAGAGCCUGAACCUGGUAAGGAAUCCGAGUUGGAGCACGUGCAAGAAGACUUGAUCAACCAUUUGCAAGUUAGCAUUCAGAGACAGCAGGAGCAUAUUAAGAACUUGAUGAAGUUGAGAGAGAACAUUGUGCGGGCAGAUAGAUUGAAGACCAGCUUAUGGAAAUGGGGCAAGGAGAUGUACGACAAGAAAAGCAGUUGAGUAGGUGUAGUAGGACAAGUAUGUAUAAUAGAUAUUGUAACUCAAGAACUGAUUAAGUGUGAGUGGGAAUUUUAGAGAACGAUUUUCAAAAUGAAUGCAAAUGGUGAAAUUCACGCAUUUAGGAGUGCUCAAUUUAGAUUGGAAUCAGAUGAGGAUCAGAUGAGCUAGAGCUUAUCAGAAAACUAUGUCGAGCAGACAACAUAUACAAUAGCACACCAAAACAGCCCACUACUUCUCACCCCCAAAACUCUCUCCAGAUCACCAACCCUACAAGCAGUAGCAUCGCAUGCCAGUACGCGUCCAGGCGCGUU
Yamadazyma tenuis ATCC 10573 is the source of this 1437-nucleotide messenger RNA. RefSeq lists its product as uncharacterized. The record is from RefSeq and is a predicted model, not a curated record. Lineage: Eukaryota; Fungi; Ascomycota; Pichiomycetes; Serinales; Debaryomycetaceae. Gene Ontology annotation, biological process: negative regulation of rDNA heterochromatin formation; negative regulation of silent mating-type cassette heterochromatin formation. Gene Ontology annotation, cellular component: Rpd3L complex; cytosol.